AUCACAUUUGCUUCAAAAGCCGGUUGAACAAGUAGAGCAGUCAGGUAUCUGACGCUCGAGACACCGCACGCAGGUGGGGAAAAAAGGGACAGGAAGGAAACUGGGAUACAAUAGCGGCGGCACUUACAACCCGAAACUUUAUCAUUAAGAGUUAUAUUUAUUUUAGACUCAAGGUGUCGAGUUGGCGGUAGUGUGGUGGAGCCGCAGAGCGGACUCCCCUCACCCAGUCCACGGGACCCCCUGCUCAGCCCUGACUCACACAUGGAUGUCCAAGGGUAUAAGUGGGUGCGCUGGCGGGUGUGGUUGUGUCGCCUGGCAGCCUUGCUCACCUUGGGUCUCCUCCUGCUUGUGUUUCACUGGCGCCCGCGGCUUGCUGUCCUCGCCCGCUGCUGCUCCUGCCCUCUGGCUUUGGCAGACAUUCUGCUAAUAAGAGACAGUUUUGGCCAGCAGCAUGUGGUGGAGGUCCUCACAGAGGAGAUGGAGGAGGGCAGUUUGGAGAUGUUGGGUGAGUUUGAGGACAAUGAAUGGAGAGAUACAGUCCAGCUGCACAAGGAGGAGAAAACGUUGCUUCACUACUACCUGUUUGAAGGACUGCGCUACCUCUGGCUGGACAGGAAAGGAGCUUUCUGUCGCGUCAGUGUCCUCAAUGAGGACUGGACCUAUAAGGACCUGUACAGCUUCCAAAAGGGCCUGACUCACCUGGAGCAGAGCUUGAGGAGACGCAUGUACGGGCCCAACCUUAUCGAUGUGCCUGUGAAGCCGUACUUAAAACUGCUGUUUGAGGAGGUCCUCAACCCAUUCUAUGUGUUCCAAGUGUUCAGCGUCACCCUGUGGCUAAUUGAUCAUUAUUAUUUUUACGCCAUAUGUAUAAUUGUUAUCUCCAUAAUCUCCAUCAUUAUCUCACUCUAUGACAUCCGUCAGCAAAGUGUCACUCUGAGCAACAUGGCCCGCUUUAUCACAACUGUUACAAUAAGGAGAGACUCAGGAGUGGAGGAGUGUGUGAGCUCGGAGGAGCUCGUCCCCGGUGACUGUCUCAUCAUCCCUCAGGAAGGACUGCUGCUUCCCUGUGACGCUGCCCUGCUGGAUGGGGAGUGUCUGGUCAACGAAAGCAUGCUCACAGGUGAAAGUGUCCCAGUGCUGAAAACCCCACUGCCGACCGGUGAGGGGAGGUACAGCUCAGAGACGGAGCGCAGACACACUCUGUUCUGUGGGACGCAGCUCAUUCAGGCCAAAGGAGGAGGGCCGGGAGGCAGCGGUGCUGUUGCCGUGGUUACAAGCACCGGGUUUUUCACAGCCAAAGGGAACCUGGUCAGCUCCAUUCUGUAUCCUCAGCCCACCGACUUCCGCUUCUACCGAGACUCUUUCAAGUUCCUGGGCAUCCUGGCGUUUGUUGCUAUUAUUGGCUCCAUAUACAGCUUUGUGGUCCUGUACAAAUCUAAUGCGACCUGGAUGGAGUUGGUGAUCAGGAGCCUGGAUAUCGUGACCAUCGCGGUGCCUCCUGCCCUGCCUGCUGCCAUCACCACCGGCACCAUCUAUGCCCAGAACAGGCUGAAGAAGCAGGGCAUCUUCUGCAUCAGUCCGCCACGCAUCAACAUCUGCGGCAAGGUCUCUCUCUUCUGCUUCGACAAGACAGGAACUCUGACGGAGGACGGUCUGGAUGUGUGGGGAGUGAUGGAGGGGGGACCUUCUGGUUUCUCAGAGCUGGUCCCAGAUCCCAGACUCCUUCCCCCAGGGCCCAUGCUCACAGGCCUGGCCUGCUGCCACACUGUGACGCUGCUGCGAGGAGAGCCCCUUGGAGACCCUCUGGAGCUCAAGAUGGUCGAGUCCACUGGUUGGACACUUGAGGAGCCAGAGGGAGAUGGAAGAGUGCUAGGUGAAGCCUUUGGAGGCCACAGAGUUUUGGCUGUUUUGAAACCUUCCUCUCAAUCCACAAGUGAAGCGGUGGCCAUCGUUCAGAGGUUUCCUUUCUCCUCGGCCCUGCAGAGGAUGAGUGUGGUGACGGUGGCCCGCGGGGGGCGCUCCGCUCUUGCUUUUAUCAAAGGAUCCCCAGAGAUGGUGGCUAGCCUCUGCCGAGCAGAAACUGUGCCAGCUCAGUUCUCCAGCAAACUGCGCAGCUUCUCCAGUGAAGGCCUCAGAGUUCUUGCACUCGCCUGUAAACCAGUAGACGGGAACACUGACUUUAGGACCAUUGAGAGAGCGGAGGUAGAGAAAGACAUGCAGUUCCUGGGUUUGCUGAUGAUGAAGAACCUGGUGAAGCCACAAAGUGCCGAGGUUAUUAACAUCCUGAGGCUGGCACAACUUCGAAGCGUCAUGGUCACUGGAGACAACAUUUUAACUGCAGUCAAUGUAGCAAAAAGCUGCGGGAUGGUAGGAAUAGAUGAGAAGGUGAUAUUCGUCAAUGUGACCCCCCACACUGCCCAGUCCAUGCCCACCAUGAGGUUCAGCUUGGAGGAUGGAGCGGCCCCUGGCCCCCAAAGCUCCGUGGAGGUCAUCACUCAGGGCCUGUACCAGGGUGGUUUUAACUAUCACUUGGCUAUUAGUGGCAAGUCCUUUGCUGCCCUCUGUGAGCACUUCCCUGAUUAUCUGCCAAAGGUUUUGAUGCGAGCCACUGUAUUUGCACGCAUGGCUCCUGACCAGAAAACCCAGCUGAUGAAGGAGCUGCAGAAACUGAACUACCGAGUGGGCAUGUGUGGGGAUGGGGCCAAUGACUGCGGGGCCCUGAGAGCUGCUGACGUCGGGGUUUCACUGUCUGAAGCUGAGGCUUCAGUCGCAUCACCUUUCACUUCCAAGACUGAAAACAUCAGCUGUGUGCCGCUACUUAUCAGAGAGGGCCGAUGUUCUCUGGUCACCUCCUUCAGUCUCUUCAGAUACAUGGCCCUGUACAGCCUUAUUCAGUUCUGCUCUGUCCUCAUCCUCUAUACAAUGAGGACGACCUUGGCUGACCUGCAGUUCCUGUUCUGCGACUUCUUUUUGGUGACCUUACUGGCCAUUGUGAUGGGGAAAGGAGGCCCCAGUAAGGAGCUGCAUCCCGCUAGACCCUCAGCCAGCCUGCUGGCCCUGCCUGUGCUGGGCAGCCUCUUCAUCCACACAUGUCUGAUCAUUCUGGGCCAGGUGGCUGCGCUCUUUAUCACCCGCUCACAGGACUGGUACGUUCCUCUCAAUUCAACAUUGUUUGGCACAGAAAAUCUGCCCAACAUGGAGGACACCAGUGUGUUUGACUUGUCAGGCUUCCAGUACAUCAUCAUUGCUGUGGUGGUCACUAAGGGCUACCCACACAAGAAACCCCUCUACUACAAUGUGAUCUUCCUGUGUCUACUGUUAGUCCUCUUUGCCGUGAUGACUUGGCUGGUGCUGUAUCCGGGGCCUGUCAUUGCUCGGUUACUUCAGCUGUACAAUUUUGCUGAUAUGGAUUUUAAAUUACUGCUCGUCGCUGUGGCCGCUCUCAACUUCCUCAUUUGUUUUAUUGUGGAGGUGCUGAUAGACAAGGGUAUCCUGAACUGUCUUCGGUUGCUACGUGGGAGGCGCGAGUCCAAGAAACAGUACAAACGUCUGAACAUCCUCCUGUGUGAAUCCCCGUCGUGGCCGCCCCUGAAUCAAAGCUUGUCCCCCACAAACAACACAGUCAUCGAGUUCAGCUAGCAUCCGCUCGGCCCUCUGUUGGACACUUUUCAGUCGAUCCGAGCCAAAAAACUGCUGUUGUCACACACAGUAACAUCACUAACUUGAACAAUGCAAAGUCAUUUUUAUGUUUUAAUAAAAAAGGUUUUUAUGUAGAACUUAGAUGUGUGUAUUUUGUGGUCCUGGGGGUGUUAAAGGACCUCUAUGUACUGGUAAGUUUGCAUGUUCUAGCCAAUUCAUGAGUCAGUUGAUUACAGAUACACUUUUAUCUCACAUCCAACCAUGUAUACAGAUUUGUUCAGGUUUUAAGAUUUCUACCUCUACUAAUCUAAUACCAGUAGAGGUGAAUGGGAUUUAAAUUGUAGUGCUCACAGCUUUGAAAAAGGACAGUAAAACAUUUGAAC
Messenger RNA from Centropristis striata (black sea bass), 4022 nucleotides. RefSeq names its product ATPase cation transporting 13A2 (gene atp13a2). Bases 262 to 3639 code for a protein of 1125 amino acids. Gene Ontology annotation, cellular component: membrane. Gene Ontology annotation, biological process: regulation of autophagosome size; intracellular calcium ion homeostasis; autophagosome-lysosome fusion. NCBI's taxonomy places the organism in Eukaryota, Metazoa, Chordata, Actinopteri, Perciformes, Serranidae. The record is from RefSeq and is a predicted model, not a curated record. The transcript has 29 exons. Gene Ontology annotation, molecular function: P-type ion transporter activity; ATP binding; ATP hydrolysis activity.